Aspergillus bombycis is the source of this 822-nucleotide messenger RNA. Its product is annotated as glycoside hydrolase family 128 protein. The transcript has a single exon. The coding region runs from base 1 to 822 and encodes 273 amino acids. Gene Ontology annotation, cellular component: fungal-type cell wall. The record is from RefSeq and is a predicted model, not a curated record. Gene Ontology annotation, biological process: fungal-type cell wall polysaccharide metabolic process. NCBI's taxonomy places the organism in Eukaryota, Fungi, Ascomycota, Eurotiomycetes, Eurotiales, Aspergillaceae.
AUGGUCUCCUUCACCAAGCUCAUCGCCGCCGGCCUCCUCGUCUCCAGUGCCGUGGCCGCCCCCCACGCCCACAAGCACUCCCAUGUGCACGUCACGAAGCGCUCCUCCAGCAAGCGCGGUGCCGCCUACAACGACGCCUCGACCGUCGAGACCCUGAGCAACAACGGCGCCAUCUCCUGGGCCUACGACUGGAACAUGGUCGCCUCGGGCACGCUGCCUUCGAACGUUGAGUUCGUCCCCAUGCUCUGGGGCAGCAAGAUGUUCGGCGAGUGGUUCACGACCAUCCAGACUCUGCUCGGCAGCGGCUGCAACUACAUCAUGGGCUUCAACGAGCCCGACCAGAGCUCCCAGGCCGCCAUGACCCCCUCCGAGGCCGCCGAGUCCUACGCCAAAUACAUCACGCCCUACAGCGGCAAGGCCAAGCUGGUGACGCCUGCCGUGACCAACGGCGGCGGCAACGACAUGGGUCUCGGCUGGAUGCGCCAGUUCCUCGACGCCUGCAGCGACUGCGGCAUGAGCGUGCUCGCCGUGCACUGGUACGGCGCCUCGGCCGACGAAUUCAAGAUCUUCGUCCAGGAGGCCCAGGAGCUCGCCUCCCAGUACAACCUCGAGGAAACCUGGGUCACGGAGUUCGCACUCAACAGCGCCAUGACGGCCGGCGCGGGCACCCAGGAAUCCACCGACUUCCUGAACGAGGUGGUCCCCUGGCUCGACUCGCAGAGCGGCAUCGGUCGCUAUGCCUACUACAUGUGUGCCGAUGGCUUCCUGCUGGAGGGCAGCGACCUGAGCGCCAGUGGAAAGGCCUACACCUACCAAUCCUGA